AUGUUUUGUUUUAUUUUGUUUUUGUUUUUGUUAUUUUUGAGUCCCUCUACUCAUCCAUCCAUUCAUGCAUCCACGCAUCUAUCUAUCUACCUACCUAUCUACUCUUUCUAUUUUUGUUUUUGCUUUUUUUUUUUUUUUCUUUUGGUUUUGUUUGCUUUCAAAAUGAGCAGCACGGAUGGUGGCGGUAGAGAACUUCUUCUUUUUUCUUCCUUUUGUUGUUGUUAUCAACGUAAACAUCUCAUCACCCCCUGUCUUUUUGUUUGUUUGUUUGUGAGUGUGUGUUUUGUGUGUGUUUUGUGUGUUUUUUGCUUUUUUAAACGAGAUUUCAUUGCUUACACUUUUGUGUCUGGAUCCCCCUCCCCUCAUGCAUGCACACACACAGAGAGAGAGGGAGGGAGGGAGGGAGGAAUAGAGAAGAGGAGGCGGUGGUGGUGGUGGAAAGUGGGGAGGGGAAAUGUUUUGGUACUUUAUUUUUACUGCGUUCUCAUUCCAUUUGUAAUGAUACUUUUUUUUGCGCGCCAGGCUGAAGACAUGCACGGACGUCAAAACAGUUUUGUUGUUGUUGUUUGUGUUUGUGUUUUUUUCUCUGCUUUACGGCCGCCGCGUUGGACGCACGACGAGAGAGAGUGCGCACGAUGCGUCUACUCGUGUACAGGACCGUCGAUGGCAUGCAGACGUGUGUGCGGUCAAGGAGCCCUUUUCUUUUUUCCCCCACCCACACACCCCUCUUCUCCCCUCGCCUUUUCUUCGUUUUAUGCCGCCUUUGUCUUUGUGAGGUCUUUUCUCUCUCUCUCUCUCUCGCUCUCUCAUUGUGCAUGCAUGCAUGAGGGGAGAACCCACCCACCGAAUGAAGGGGAAGGGGGAGAGAGAGAGAGAGAGGGAAACGAGGAAGAAAAAAAAAAAAAAGAAGAACGAUGA
This is a messenger RNA of Trypanosoma cruzi, 918 nucleotides long. RefSeq lists its product as uncharacterized. The transcript has a single exon. The coding region runs from base 1 to 918 and encodes 305 amino acids. The record is from RefSeq and is a predicted model, not a curated record. Lineage: Eukaryota; Euglenozoa; Kinetoplastea; Trypanosomatida; Trypanosomatidae.